AUUGGUAAUUUAUAUAUGAUAAUAUAUAACCCAACAUUUUCUCCCAUUCAGUUUCUUCAAUUCCUCCCAAUUUUCCCUCGACCAUUCGUUGUUAAUUUCCCUUUUUCUUUUCUCUUCUUCAAUUCUCUCAGCAAUCAGGAUUCAACUGUUUUCUACAAUAUGGCAUCUGCAAAUGGGAUAGGAAGUAUUCAAGGAAAACAGCCUUUAUUUUCUUUCGGUGUUAUCUCCGAUGUUCAAUAUGCCGAUAUUCCUGAUGGUCGCUCUUUCCUCGGCACUCCUCGUUAUUAUCGACAUAGUAUUCUUGUGCUGAAAAGGGCAGUUCAAAGCUGGAAUAACCACCAAAAACUUAAAUUUGUCCUAAAUUUCGGAGAUAUUGUUGAUGGAUUUUGCCCCAAGGACCAAUCUAUCAGCUCUAUUAAGAAAGUAGUUGGUGAAUUUGAUAACUUUAAUGGUCUGGUAUAUCAUAUGAUUGGAAACCACUGCCUCUACAAUCUUCCUCGCAAAGAAUUACUUCCAUUAUUGAAGAUUCCAAAUCAUGAUGAAGGUCAUGCUUAUUACGACUUCUCACCUACUCCGAAUUUCAGAUUCGUCGUACUUGAUGGCUACGACAUAAGUGCUAUUGGUUGGCCUCGGGACCAUCCAAAAUCAGUGGAGGCCCUUAAAAUCUUAUCUCAGAGAAACCCAAAUGCAGAUAAGAAUAGCCCAUCAGGACUGGUUGGCUUAGAAAGAAGAUACCUUAUGUUCAAUGGAGGAGUUGGUAAAGAACAAUUGAAAUGGUUAGAUGAUAUACUUAAGGAAGCAACACAUUUGAAACAAAAAGUGAUUGUUUGUUGUCAUCUGCCCCUUCAUCCUGGGGCAACAUCUUUUGCAGCACUUUUAUGGAACUACGAUGAAGUAAUGGACCUGAUACACAAAUACAAUUGUGUCAAAGUUUGCUUGGCUGGACAUGAUCAUAAAGGUGGAUAUGCAAUUGAUUCCCAUGGAAUACAUCAUCGGGUUCUUGAAGCCGCCCUCGAGUGCCCCCCUGGCACCGAUGCAUUUGGAUAUGUCGAUGUGUACAAUGAUGGUUUAUAUCUUACUGCUACAGACCGGAUGAGCAGCUCUAAAAUGCUUUUCGAUUCAAAUCAAACUUGUGACCAUGAGAAUGGCUGCGUUACAGACCCUUUAACUUCUACAUAGUAACUCAUUUCUGAUGUAUAUACUUCAUGAUCUUAUAGUAUAUAACAAUUCAAAAAAGGAAACUUUGAAAUUUUAAGUUA
Molecule: messenger RNA, 1259 nt
Organism: Cucumis melo (muskmelon)
Lineage: Eukaryota; Viridiplantae; Streptophyta; Magnoliopsida; Cucurbitales; Cucurbitaceae
Product: manganese-dependent ADP-ribose/CDP-alcohol diphosphatase
Exons: 2
Coding region: 16-1179 (387 amino acids)
Molecular function (GO): ADP-ribose diphosphatase activity; manganese ion binding; 2',3'-cyclic-nucleotide 2'-phosphodiesterase activity
Source: RefSeq, a predicted model, not a curated record